Suillus paluster is the source of this 1272-nucleotide messenger RNA. RefSeq lists its product as uncharacterized. The record is from RefSeq and is a predicted model, not a curated record. Bases 278 to 1186 code for a protein of 302 amino acids. Lineage: Eukaryota; Fungi; Basidiomycota; Agaricomycetes; Boletales; Suillaceae. The transcript is spliced from 11 exons.
AUACCGACGUCCAAGUGGAGGCAUUCCUCAACGACCUAAACGACUGCGCAGAUGAUUUACUCGCUCUUGCUAGGAGCAGUGAUAUAGCCCUGACGAGUGACAUUGAGCUGACACUGCAGCUCGGCAUGAAUUCAGAUACUGGAGAACGAGUUUGCAGCUACUAUUUUACUGACCGUGCCGAGCGUACCCUUUUCUGGCUCCAUGAGUUAGAUACUGAAGAUCUUUUUGAUGGAGUUCGAGGGGUCAAAGAGUACAGUCAUAUCCGUUAUGUCAUUGAAUGCGAGUACUGGGUGCAUUAGAGAUCAUCGUGCAUGCUAGUGCAGAUGUCAUCACAUCUGACAAGUCAUUGUCGCCCUUCGGAGGCGAAGAGCUAUCAAAAAUACUCGAGUUGAUCAAUCACCUUCACGAAACCACUUCAACGGAGUGUCGCCCUUACUCCAUAUGUGUCAUCGCACGAUUUAUGCAAUACUUCGCACGAGCUAAAUUUUUCAACUUCUGUGGUCAACCUUGCGCACGUUUAGAAGCUGACCACUCGAUAUAUCGCACAAGUGAUGAGCAUGUGGUGACAUCCAUAAUAUCAUGGAUAGCGGAGCUUCUAUGUUUUGGUGCUCCCCAUGCACAGAUGAUGGAACUGCAAAGAGUCUGGGUGGAUAAAAGUACAACUUCACCCCGAUGGAAAGAUUUCAAUGACAAGCUCAGCAGGGAAUGGAUUUCUAUCACAAUCUAUUCUACAGUGAUGCUAACUGUGGAUCUCAGCUUCCUCUCGGUGCCUAGUGUGAACGCCCAAACUUCACAAUCUGUUGCGAUUAUCGCGGCUUAUCUCUCAACGUUCUGCGUGGUCGGAUCCCUGGUAGUGUCCAUUUUGCUUGCAGGACAAAUUCGCAAAUAUGGCAAUGUGUCUGCCAACAGCGCUGUUGAAUUUCUUACCAAAAUGACGAAUUCAAUGCUUGGUGACAGAACGCUCGCGAUUUUACACAGUCUUCCCUAUGCACUACUUAUGUGGGGGAUGGUAUACUUCGUCGUCGCAUUUUCCUCCCUGGUGUUCAAAUCUACCUCCGUUAUACUUCUAGGGGUGGUUGGGGGUGGUUUGUCGAUUGUCAUCCUGCUCGCACUGUGGCCGAUUUGGGCUGCAAGAGAUUAUCACGUUUCCGGUUGGCUUCGUGAACGGCUAAAUUGUUCUGUAUAGAUGGGCGCGGCGUACGUACUCGACGACUUGUAUAUUACAUAUGUCCACUCUGAAUCGAGCAAGACUUGAAGAUAUAUUGAAAGGUC